This is a messenger RNA of Hibiscus syriacus, 849 nucleotides long. RefSeq names its product transcription factor MYB1-like. Bases 20 to 811 code for a protein of 263 amino acids. NCBI's taxonomy places the organism in Eukaryota, Viridiplantae, Streptophyta, Magnoliopsida, Malvales, Malvaceae. The record is from RefSeq and is a predicted model, not a curated record. The transcript is spliced from 3 exons.
GUGAAAGCUCGGUGAACUGAUGGGAAGGAAACCUUGUUGUGCCAAGGAAGGGAUGAACAAAGGCGCAUGGUCUGCAAAUGAAGACCAAAUCCUCACCAACUACAUCAAAACUCAUGGCGAAGGCAAAUGGAGAGACCUUCCUCAUAGAGCUGGGUUGAAGCGAUGUGGGAAGAGUUGCCGGCUCCGGUGGCUGAAUUAUCUGAGGCCGGAUAUUAAGAGAGGAAACAUUUCUAUUGAAGAAGAAGAGCUCAUUAUUAGACUACACAGGCUCCUUGGUAACAGGUGGUCUCUCAUCGCCGGCAGAUUACCGGGACGAACGGACAACGAAAUCAAAAACUACUGGAACACAAAUUUGGGUAAAAGAUUGCAAGGCCAAAAGAAAAAUACUUCUCCCAUAGCUACCACAGAAGCUUCUCACAAAGUGAUUCGUACCAAGGCAGUUAAGUGCAGCAAGGCCGUCAACCUUACUCUAGACCUCGAACCCAAAACCGUUAGUCUGUCUUCUUCGAGCGGCAACGAGGACAAUAACUCCAUAGAUUUCUUGAUGGACUUCGACAUCGAUGAACUUCUCUUACCCGAAUAUGAUCCGAUCUCAGAGGUCCGUCAAGUUCAACAAGGUGAUGAAAAUGUCAAUAACGCGAGGUAUGGUGAUGGUUUCGACUUGGUUACGGAUGAAGUGAACGAGCUUCGCAAAUCAAUGGAUGAUUUGAGGGAUGGCACUGCGUUUUCUCGGACAAGUGAAACCUUGGAUCUUCAAAGCCUAGCCUCGUAUCUGAACAUAGAAGAUGAAUGGAUUAACCAAUAUUUGUAGUUUAAUAGUUCUGUUGUUGUAAUAAGAAUUGAGCGUCA